AGCGCCGAGCGCCCAGGCUCCGCCCCGUCCGCGCCAAGGCCCGCGAAUCUCGCGAGUUGCGAUGAAGGUACAGCGCCCCUAGCCCGUAGCGCCUAGUGUAUGACUAGCACAACACAAGGAAAUAUCGAUAAGCACGUAUAAUGCUAAAGCUACCCAAGGGCCUUAAAAAGAAGAAAAAAGGAAAAAAGUCAAAGCGAAAGGAAGAGGAGCUUUUUACAGAGGAGGAACUUGAGAAAUACCGACGAGAACAUCAAAAGCAGGAGGAAGUUGGAGAGGGUUCAGUCAAGGAAAAUGAGGAAUGGUCCAAGUUCAAAGAUCUGACGACUGGAGUUGAUACCGUACUCAAGAAAACUCAAGGCGAUCUAGAUCGUAUCAAGUCCACUUCCUUCUUCCAACGCAUUCCAGCGGGAGUGAAAGAAGUCGAACCGGCACACAAGCCAGAACCGCAGCCUGCGUACGUUGAGGUUACUGAAGCAGAUUUCCCGCAGCUUGCACAGGCCGCCGCUGCCAACGCUGGUGACGCCGACGACGAGCGCAGUGAGUACGGCGUUACCGACGACGAAUCGGAAGAGGAACAGGACGAUAUCUUCGACACUUCUUACGUUGAGGCAGUCGAGCGUGGGGAAGUUAAGCUCGCUUACGUACCUGACUCCCCAACCGAAUUCCAAGACGACGAUAUAUUUGAUACAUCACACGUCGAUGCUUUGAUUAAAGGCCAAGAAGCAAAAUCUACUAAAGGGAAGAAGGCUUUAGACAUUGGAAUUGCUGUUGAAGUUCUCACCGGGAGAAUAGAUAAUGUAACUGUUACUACAACAAAAAGGUCAAAACGGGUCAUACCAGGAGAUUUGCUACUUGAGGAUACCAACAAAGAAAUUCCUACUGUUCUUACAACUGUCAUUGAGCCUGUUGAGAAGAGUAUAUUGGAUAUUGACCCUGAUAUUCCCAUUUCGUCGCCUAUAGAUCUAAGUGUCUCUCUUCAUACUUCUUUAAUUCAACAAAACAAAAAGGACAGUGACGUAGAUUUAAGCUCUUUUGAACAGGUGAAUUCUGAGCAGCCAGAAAAUACAGAAGAAGAAGAAUUUGACGAGUUUACGUUACUUGCUGCGGAAUCACUUGAAGCUAGUGCAGAAGUAAUUAAAUUAGAGGAAAGCGCUAUUAAACUUGAACCCGUACUGCAGGAGUCAUGGUCCGCUUUCGAGGCCGAUAAAAACGAAUCAGUAUUCGCGGAAUGUAUUGUUGAAGAUCAAAUUGACGUCUUAGAUCCUUAUCUUGAUCAAGACGACCCGUUUGAUACCAGCUUCGCAGACGCUGUUGUCCCAUUGACGCAAUCGGAACAAGGUCAAAGGGAAGCUGUGAUUUUGGAAGAAGACGACGACUUUGAUCCUCGUGCGGAAGAAAAUCAAAUAAUAUUGAAUAACAGACGCAAAUCGUCUGUUCGUAUCCAUUUAACUAACCCCUCGGGGCUAAGAGAAUCUAUUACUUCCGAUGACAUAAUUGAAAAAAAAACAGAGAACUCCAUUGAUCGUGAUUUACUAGGAGGGAGUACAACCGAUUUAACGCAACUGGGUGAUUCUCCCCUGGACCCAGUAGACAUAAAUAAUAGUGAAAUUGAUCCUUUCGACACAACUAUAGUUGACAAAAUCGUCGCGCCAGGUAAAGUAGAGUUAAAACUUCUUGAACAAGAACUCAUUGGAGCUUCUCCUGCUCCGAUAUAUCGGGUGCCAAGCGAUCCAGAUUUUGACCCGCGUGCCGAAGAACCGAAGGUAUCUGAGCGACGAGCAUCGCGGCCGGAGAAUCUGGUCGUAAGCAAAAGUGUUGUGUUCAACGUUGAAGAUGACGCAGCGGUUGAUCUUGAAGUAAAACCAAAGCCAUCCAAGCCUGUCACGCCAUAUUAUACUCGGGAACUUUCCAUUACCGAAGAUCUAAACGAAGAAGCAGAGGCUGCAGACAUAGUAUCGGAAUCGCUUACGCGAACGCGUUCUGAUGAGGAUUUAGCACCAAAAAUUGGUUAUCAAGUUAAACGCAGACACUCAGAGUAUCCAAACCCCGGUAAAGUUAAUUUAAAAGCAAGUGACCUUCUCCAAAGCGCGCCAGAAGAAAUUCAAACUAAAGUCUUAACACCGUCGGCUCCACCCGAAGCUGACCUGGAACAGGAAGUUGAUCCUUUCGACACUUCGUUUGCGACAGAUAAUAUAGCACCUAGUAAAACUGAAUUAAAACUUAUUGCAAAAGAAUUUUCUUGUGAAGAACCUGACGCCAUAUUAGAUUCAACUGGUAAACCAGACUUACUAGACCCCUCAGACGACAUUUUUCAAAUAAAGGCUCUUACUCCUGAGCCAUCUGACGCCGCUCGAAUACCUCAGGAAGAUAUAGACCCUUUUGACACUUCAUUCGCCAGUGACCUAAACCCGGGUCGAACAGAGUUAAAUAUGAACGAGCCUGCGGCGCCAGUUGCGGCGGACGUCUUAAAUCCUUUCAUGAUGGCAGACACGGAAACAACAUCGUUCACGGGUGAUAAUCCUUUUGCCGCUAGUAAUCCGUUUUCAGAUUUUGGUGGCGGCUUCGAACCUGUUGCGGGUGAUACAGUGCCCGUAAAUAUUUUCGGUGGACCUGACCCACCCGGAGGAGGCGCGCGCCAAUUCGACACGAUAGAAACAACCGCUGAGCCGCCAUCCGUAUCUGCCACUGACAUCUUUGGCAUGACUCCGCCAGUCAAACCUACCGCACUUGAGUUGGAUGGCGCCACGCGGCCGCCGCCUCCUGCGCAUCCAUUGCCGCCGGAGACUCAAAAUUUAAUUCUAAGUGUCACAGGCCAGAUGGAGUUUACAAGCACGCAUCUUCUCGACCGCAUUCCACCGACGCGUACGCCAAGCCCCGUGUCUGCACGUGAUAUCCAUUCGCCUAGCCUGACACCGGAACCAGAUAUCGAUUUGCCUGAAGAUACAGCGCCAGCUGCGGUCCCGGCACCGACGCCCGCAUCUGUACCAGCUCCCCAAUUGCAGACAGCGAAUGACUCAUUUGACAUAAAUCGUAACAAGCCUGUGCGUCCACCGCCAGCGCGCCCAGCUGCCCCGCCUGUCGCAGUGCGCCCUCCGCCGCGGCCUGUACCACCCCCAGUGCCCGCCCCUGUUAAAGCUUCUCAGCAAGAUGACAUCAAUUUAUUUGACGCACCGGCUCCACCGGUAAUCAAACCUACCAAGGAGGCCAUACUCAGUCUUUAUUCAGCACCAAAAAAGGAGGAAGAGAAGCAGAUCGACUUUUUGAGCGAUGACAUACCUGAAGUAGCGCCCGAAACUACAAGUACGGUGGCGCCCUUAACAACUCCUAAUAAAAUUGAUUCAAAUGUACUAUCAUUUGCAUCUCCUAUUGAAUCGAAAACCGAACCAAUCGUUGCCCCCAACCCGCCGCAGGAGGCCGUUGCACCAAUGGACUGCUCUGAGCCGACGGUUGGUGAUGUCAAUAUGUCGGCGGAAACUUCUCCCUUUGCGGUCAGUACUGAUGAAGAAUCUUUUCGAGUUACGAAACCCACUGAAGCGGAAAUCAACCCAUUCGAGUCAUAUGGAGAUACUAAAAUAUCAGAAAUACAUUCGACGACUAAUAUUUUCGCAACGGAGGACACUUUUAUGACACCUUGUAGUGAAACUGUGACUAAGAAGAAUGAAAAUUUCACUGGGACAACAACUGAUGUUGAGUUACAAGAUCAUCAGGGCAACAUAUUCAAUACGGGCGAAACGGACACAUUUUCGACAGUACCAACAGCGGGCGCGGAACCAGCAGCGGCGUGGGGCGAGGCGCACGAGCCUAUGGUGCAGGACACGUUUCCUGAAUCACAAGAUAUGUUUGAUGCUUUCUCCGCAAAGUUCGACUCUACCACUAGCAAUCACAUGAACACAGGAGCGUGGGGUGAUGAAGGAGGACCUAAGGAAGGUGCGGGAGUAUUUGGCGUUGAAGACGAUGCGGGAUUCGAGUCUGAAGCGUUCGACCCGUUUCUUAGCAUGGGAGCACCGCCGCCGCCAGCUGCCACGCCGCGUUUGCGCAGUCAGGGCUCGCACGAUUCCAAUGACGGCGAAGACUCCUUCUCGGUUUUCAUCAAGCCCAAAGAGAGUGGCGGCGAGGAGGCCACUGUGCCGGCACUGGCACCGCCCCCGCGACCACAGGCGUUGCCUGAGUCACCACGCCUUAACCCCUUCGACACGACCGGAGCGCCAGACGGGCCGCCGCGAUUCGAACCACAACAAGAUGCCCCACGGCGCACAUCGGCGGGCAGCGGUGGCGAAACGCCGCCGACGCCUCUUUUCGAUGAAGACGUCUCACAGCCGCUCGAGGACUUUCCGAGAACCAAGUACUCGGGCCCUGGCUGGGAGAUGCAUCUGCGACAGCCCAACAAGAAGAAGAUCACUGGACAGAGGUUCUGGAAGAAGAUCUUUGUGCGCGUGGUGUACCAGGGCGACAACCCGGUAGUGCAGCUGCUUAACUCUGCGACGGACAAGGAGCCGUUCCAGGAGCUGCCGUUGCAAGCGUGCUACUCCGUGUCCGAGGUGGGCGCGCAACAGUUCGACCAAUUCGGCAAGAUCUUCACUGUAAAACUACAGUAUAUCUUUUACAAAGAGAGGCCCGGGGUCAGGCCUGGACAGGUAACGAAGGCAGAGCGCAUCACGAACAAGCUUUCACAAUUCGCGGCAUAUGCCAUCCAAGGCGACUACCAGGGCGUGAAGGAGUUCGGAAGCGACCUGCGCAAGCUGGGCCUGCCAGUGGAGCACGCACCUCAGGUGUCGCAGCUGUUCAAACUUGGUUCGCUAGUUUACGAGGACGUCAAGCAAUUCUCUACUUGCAUCGAGGAGGCGCUAUUCCGCCUACCUGCGCACCGUGACCGUGCUCUCACAUACAAGAUGGAAGAGGUGCAGAUCACAGCGGUGGACGAGCUGUACGUAGAACAAGACGCUGAGGGUUGUGUACUCAAGCAGAUCGCACGCGUACGCCUCUUCUUCCUAGGCUUCCUCAGCGGCAUGCCGGACGUGGAGUUAGGCGUGAACGACCUGCGACGGCAGGGCAAGGAAGUGGUGGGGCGACACGACAUCAUCCCCGUGGUCACCGAAGAGUGGAUCCGGGUCGAAGACACUGAGUUCCAUGCGUGCGUUCAGCCCGAGGAGUUUACCGCUACAAAAAUAAUCAAAUUCAAACCGCCAGACGCGUGUUACAUAGAGCUAAUGCGAUUCCGCGUGCGUCCGCCCAAGAAUCGCGAAUUGCCGCUACAACUUAAGGCCUGCUGGUGCGUCACCGGAAACAAGGUCGAGCUGCGCGCGGACGUGCUAGUGCCGGGUUUCGCGUCUCGCAAGCUGGGGCAGGUACCUUGCGAGGACGUCGCCAUCCGUUUUCCCAUCCCCGAGAGCUGGAUCUACCUUUUCCGCGUCGAAAAACACUUCCGAUACGGCUCCGUUAAGUCCGCGCACAGGCGCACGGGGAAGAUCAAAGGCAUCGAACGGUUCUUGGGCGCAGUGGACACACUGCAGGAGUCACUGAUCGAGGUGACCUCGGGCCAGGCUAAGUACGAGCAUCAACACCGCGCUAUCGUGUGGCGCAUGCCGCGUCUGCCGAAAGAAGGACAAGGCGCGUAUACGACGCACAAUCUGGUGAGCCGUAUGGCGUUAACGUCAUAUGACCAGAUACCGGCGGAAUUGGCGCGCUACGCAUAUGUGGAGUUCACCAUGCCCGCCACGCAGGUCAGCCACAUGACGGUACGUUCCGUCUCGCUGCAGAACCAUGACAACGACCCUCCCGAGAAGUACGUGCGUUACCUUGCGCGGCACGAGUAUAUAGUGGGCAUCGAACGGACGUCAGGACAAUCGGCGCCGGCGUACGCAGUGGCUGUUCAGGCGCGCGAGACGCCCGCUCCUGCACCCGCACCAGUGGCACCGCAACCGCCCUCCUCCGACUCUGACUCCGACUAAGCGGCAUCAGACGGUACUAAUUGAAGAGAGCCUGGUGAAACAGACUUCAAGCACAUCAAAUACGUUAUGGACCACGCUAUAACACAUGUAUUCUCUACAUUACGAUGUUAAGGAUGCAAAUUGCAAUAUUGAUGAUAUUAAUAUUAAUAUACCUACGGUACUUAUAACCUUAGAAUGGAAAGUUAAGAAAUGAGACCAGUAUAUUUGGUACCGGUUAAGUUUUACAUAAUUUGAAAGAGUUUAGGUAAUUACUAUUAAUUAAAAUGUAAAGAACUAUUAUUCAUUGUUGAAAAAACUAGGUAUAUUAAACUUGAAGAGGAAGUGAUCUGGUAGUGUUAUGCGCGUUAGAUACGUAUUGUAACAUAUCCGUCAGUAGUGUCGGGCGCGCGUUGCGUGCACGGGGCCUAGAGCAAGAAAAUCAAUGAACGACACGAGUAAUAAUGUAAAUAAAUAAUGAUAAUAACAUUCGAUAAACAUUAAUGUAAAAAUUAUGGACGAGCAACCACCAAUAAAAUACGUAGGCAAAAGCAAAAUUAUUAUCAUCUUAUACUUAAGAUAAUCAUGUUAUAAAACAAAUGUGUAUGUAAAAACCUUUUAUGUAGGUACAUUGCUAAAUAUAUACUCGUCUCGUGGACAUAUUCAAAGGAACGCUAAACAAGGCGAUAUGGCUGAAUUACCUACAAUAAUAACAUAAUAUCAGAACGUUUAAUUUGAAAAAAGAAUGAAUUUCUGUUUCGAUUAAACGUCACAUGGACCAUUGGUUCAUUUGGACGUUGUUAUCAUAAGUUAACCUUUUUUUAGGGUUUCUUUAAACAUGUCUAUGGUAUAGAAUGAUCUAAAAGCGGUUACACACGCG
Hyposmocoma kahamanoa is the source of this 6804-nucleotide messenger RNA. RefSeq names its product protein stoned-B-like. Gene Ontology annotation, biological process: clathrin-dependent endocytosis; synaptic vesicle endocytosis; regulation of endocytosis. The coding region runs from base 141 to 5948 and encodes 1935 amino acids. The record is from RefSeq and is a predicted model, not a curated record. Lineage: Eukaryota; Metazoa; Arthropoda; Insecta; Lepidoptera; Cosmopterigidae. The transcript has 16 exons. Gene Ontology annotation, molecular function: clathrin-cargo adaptor activity. Gene Ontology annotation, cellular component: synaptic vesicle; AP-2 adaptor complex.